AUCUGCCCUGGAGCCGCAGCAAAAUGCUGGAUGGACACCUACUCCUGGGAUGGUUAUCGUUCACAGUUAUAGUGUAUCUUCUUAACUUGGCUGGACCAACUGCAGCGUAUUUCGGGUUGACAGGUAAUGAACCUUUGUCUAUCCUGCCACUGAACUCUCUACCAGAGGAGAACAUGGGCAGGGCCCACUACAAGCUGUGUGACCGGCUCAAACUGGAAAAGAAGCAGCGCAGGAUGUGCAGACGAGACCCGGGCGUGGCAGAGACCCUGAGAGAGGCCAUCACCAUCAGCGCCCUAGAAUGCCAAUAUCAAUUUCGUUUCGAGAGGUGGAACUGCACCUUAGAGGGGCGACACCGAGCCAACAUACUAAAGAGAGGAUUUAAAGAGACAGCCUUCUUGUAUGCAGUCUCCUCAGCGGGCCUAACCCAUGCAAUGGCCAAAGCUUGCAGUGCAGGACGCAUGGAGCGCUGCACAUGUGACGAGGCUCCAGACCUGGAGAACCGCAAGGCGUGGCAGUGGGGAGGCUGCGGAGACAACCUCAAAUACGCCAACAAGUUUGUCAAGGACUUCCUGGGCAAACGCUCCAACAAGGACCUGCGCGCACGCGUGGACAUGCACAACACAAAUGUGGGCAUGAAGAUAAUCAAGGCUGGAGUGGAGACCACCUGUAAAUGCCAUGGUGUCUCUGGCUCCUGCACUGUCCAGACCUGCUGGAGGCAGCUCCUGCCCUUUCAUGAGAUUGGCAAGCAGCUGAAGCAGCGCUAUGAAACCUCCAUCAAGGUUGGCAGCUCCACCAAUGAAGCGACAGGGGAGGGAGAGAUCUCGACAGGUCGGGGACAGCAGCAGCAGCAGCAGCAGCAGCAGCUUCCUCGCACUAUGGACCUGCUCCACAUCGAGGACUCACCCAGUUUCUGUAGACCAAGCAAGUACUCGUCCGGCACGGCGGCCCGCAAGUGUUACAAGGAUAAGAACUGUGAUGCUAUCUGCUGUGGGCGAGGCCAUAACACUCAAAGUAGGGAGGUGACCAGGCCCUGCCAGUGCCAGGUGCGCUGGUGCUGCUAUGUUGAAUGCAAGCAGUGCACACAGAGAGAAGAAGUCUAUACCUGCAAAGGGUAAAGCAGUUACCUGUCGGUUUGUACGACCAGUGGAGCAAGAGAAAGAUGGUCAUAUUGAAGAGAAGUGGUUAUUUUGUUCUCAAACCAAGUUUUGCUUCCACUGUCGGAACAGUGUUCUGCAAACGAAGAGGUGUGAGCUGACGGAGAAGCAAUAAGCACUUUGAGGGAUUUCAGAUGUCCUGUGGCCCCUGUGUCUGGGGUCUACAGAAUCAAGUACCUUUUCAGACAAAUCGGUCAACAUCUCAAGCUUUUUGUGUUUUGGUUUUGCCUUAAAGAAAGUCGGUUUUAUUUUUGCUAUUAACAAAAUCCAUUGCAUCACCAUAGGAGAAAACCAAAAGAUACAAGAAAUUAGCAAUGAGUUAUCAAGUUUCUUAUUUAAGGAUAGUAACACCAACAGGCUGGUCUCUAGGCCCUUGCCCAAAGAGCAUUGGUGUGUGUGUGUGUGUGUGUGUGUGUCGGCGGGAGUGUUUAUCAGUUUUUACAUGUGUGCAUUUGCAUGUGAGCAGGCGUUAGUGAAGGGGAGGGGAGUUCAAAUGACGACUUUUAUGGCUAUGAAAACCAUAUUCUGAGACUGCUAAAAAAGACAGGGUGUAAGAGUUACUCUACACGCACAUAUUUACAUUCAUACACAUUGUGUGUUUGCAUAUGUAUGUAUAUUAAUUCAGUUAUAUUAUAAUAAUAUUAUACAAGCCACUUAUAUAACCAUGUUAAAACAAACCACUAACCACACAAAUGCAUGUUGUUUGUGUGCUCUCACUUGUUUUGCUUCUUGAUUCAUGUUGACAAGGCCCUUUGGAAAGCAGCACACAUGUGUCUAUCAUCUUGCUGUGGAUAAUUUAUAGCUCCCUUGGGACUACUCCUUCACAGGGAGAAAAUAAUCUCUUUUUUUAUUGUAAUAUAAUACGGACCUGUUAGUAAAUGCAUUAACAGAAAAUAAUGGAACCAGUCAGUUUAGGCUAUUCUUGGCCUUAAGCGAACCAGUGUUCAGGGAAUAACUUAAACCACUAGAACUAUUUGGACUGAACAGACAUAAAAUGUGUAAAUACAAACAAUAUUCAGCAGCUACUAUACAGUGACUACUGGAUACAGCCAGUACUAUUGCAACAAGUGAUCACUGGACAAGCAGACAGUCCAUGUGAGAGACAGAUAAAAUAAAGAGAAUUUUGAAAAAGUAGCUUUGUAAAGCUUUUACUUUUUAAAUUUACUUAUUAUACUUUGAACUUGUAAAGAAGACUGUGGAGAACUGGAGGAAUGUAGCCGCUUGCCAUUUCACAUCCAUUUUUCCUCUUCAGCUGCCACGAUUUGACUGAGGCACAUCAACAUGUAGACAUGCAGUAUGUACAGUAGGAACUGUCAGUCUGUCCAAACACAAUGACAGGAAAUCUAACUUGACGUGUCUGCAGAAUUCCUAGUGUGAAGAUGAAAGCAUAAGCCUCGUAGCUAAUAUAAAUAUAUUUUAUAAUAUUUGUGUAAUGUUUGGCAAAUUGAUAUCUAAAUGCAGACAUCGAAGUUUUGCAGAUAUCAUUUUCCAGAUGUCAUUUUAGAUGUUGAGUUAAUUUGCUUUUUCAAAUUGUUGCUUGGCACACAAUAGCACGGUUAACACAAUGCAGUAUACUGAGCCCUGCCAUGCAACUAAAGUAACAGUCUAGACCAAUAGCUUGACAUUUUGGGAAAUUCACUCAUUUAUUUUGUUGCCAAGGCUUAGAUGGUUGAUACAUUUCUUAUGUCUGUAGUAAAUAUACCGCUACAGCCAGCAGCCGGUUACUGUAGUUUAUUUUAGCAUAAAGAGAAAGAGGGAAGCAGCUAGUCUGACUUUGUCCAAGGGUGACAAAAUCAACGCAUCUAAAGCUCACUCAGUAGUUAUGUCUCAUUUGUUUAAUGCAGGAACUAACCCCCAUAACUCUAUGAACAACUACAACUUGUCAUUUUUAUGAAGAAGAUGCAGCGUUAGCUAUAGUAUUAGUAAGAUUUACAGGUGCUGGUUGAUGGAUUUUGUUCCCUUCAGACAGGCUAGCUACACCCAUAUUUCCAGUCUUUGUGCGAGACUAAGAUAAAUGGUUGCUGGCUGUAGUUUCAUUAUAACAACAUCAAUAUGAGAGCGAAAUCUCAAGGAGGAAAGUGAAUAAAUGUAUUUUGUAAAAUAUCAAAUUAAUGCUAUGAAACAUAACCAUUAAAUCAAAGGUUUGAUUAUAUGAAAAGUGUCUCUGUACACUCUUAAGACAAUACAGUUUCAUUGUAUUCUCAGCACUUAGGUUCUGGGAACACAGAUAGUAGGACCUUAAACAGUAUGCCUUGUUUUUGAUGGGUGUGAAUUAACUACUGAGUGAGGGACCCACCUUUGUAUGAUAGCACCAUCCACGCACUGAAGCCCAAAAGCCCUUUAAAGUAUUUAAAGAUCUGUAUUUAUGGAUAUAGUGCAGAAUCUUUUUUAAAUUUUCUUUUUGUAAUUGUAAAUAUCAGUGGUUUCUUUUCCUGUGGUAUCGAGACAAAAGCGAGGCACAUGUUCAACUCUCACAAGCAACCGAAGCAGAGUAAAUUAAGUAGCGCUAAGAAAUACUAGGGCAGGACAUUUUUGGAAACAGCACACAGGUGCUGUAAUAAAAUGGUUAUAGAUUAUGAUCAGCGGUACACAAUACAGAGCCAUGCCAAACAUCAUUAAACAUGUCUAAAGAGACAGUUUACUCUUUAAAGAUGAUCAUCCUAAUAUUUGAAAUUAAACUGACAUCCUUGACAGCAAAAUCAUGCUUUAGAGAGGCUUGCUUGGCUUCUUUGUCCUGAGGAAAUGAAUUCCAAGCCUUUUGAUGAGGAGGUAUGCCAAAUAAAGACUGGUCAAAACAUAUACAUAGGACUUUGCAUGCUACAUGCAAACCAUAAUAGCUAUGUUGAGACUCGAAGCAAAAAUGCCAGCUUCCCACAGCUUCUGGUGUGCGUUCUUCACAUACACUCCUAAACACUCUAAGGUUCUCUACAGGCAUGACAGGAAUACCAAAUGCACACUGGGUGCAUUUUUGUUUGUUUAUAGAUUGUACAUAGGCUGAAAAUUUCUCCUGAGAAAGAUGAACAUGAUGCAGUAGUCAACCGGUUUUUAAAUGUCACAGUCAUCCAUAUUCUCAAAUCUAAAACAAUGCGCUGUUUAGUCGUCAGUGGAUCAUGUAAAAAAAAAAAAUUUUGUAUGAAAAAAAUAAAAGAUAAAUUAUUUUUAAAUAUAUUACAAGCAUGUGUUUAGUGUAAAUAACAUUAAAGUCUAAAUUGAUUUUUUUAAAUCCUGUAUUUUUACUCCUUUUUUUUUCUUUUGGGUGUUUGCUCCUUUGGGGGUGGAGGCUUCAAAAAGCAGUUUUAUACUAUGAACAUAUCUCAACAUUUGCUGUUAUCUAAGCACUAACAAAUCAAUGGCAAUGAGACAUUUAUGAAAGUAUAAAAAAAGUCAGUCAGGAUUUGAUCCAUUUGUAUAUUUAAAUAUUUUGUGAAAAGACUGGCUUAGUAAUGUUAACUAUAUGAUAUGGUAUGAACUGAAGACUGCAUCAGUGUGGGCUGGUUUAUAUUCACCUUUGGAUCAUUUUACAUGUACUGCAUAUACCUUUUGUUGGGAUUUGUGCUGUGCUUGUAAAACAAGGAUGAAAGACACCAACACAUGUAUUAACCUAUGUGAUGAUACUAUGCCAACAAAGUUUUGUCCAUGUUCACUUAUUCAUGUCUUAUGGGAACCUUAAAUUAUUUUCCUCUACCUCAUGUGUAUAGCUUGUAGGUAUAGACAGAUCACAAAUGACUGGUAAGAAUGUAUUUAAGUUAUUUAACAUCUUUGUAUAACA
Molecule: messenger RNA, 4923 nt
Organism: Monopterus albus (swamp eel)
Lineage: Eukaryota; Metazoa; Chordata; Actinopteri; Synbranchiformes; Synbranchidae
Gene: wnt9a
Product: wingless-type MMTV integration site family, member 9A
Exons: 5
Coding region: 24-1115 (363 amino acids)
Biological process (GO): neuron differentiation; cell fate commitment; multicellular organism development
Cellular component (GO): extracellular region
Molecular function (GO): frizzled binding; cytokine activity
Source: RefSeq, a predicted model, not a curated record